Pseudozyma flocculosa PF-1 is the source of this 522-nucleotide messenger RNA. RefSeq lists its product as uncharacterized. Gene Ontology annotation, cellular component: ribosome; cytosolic large ribosomal subunit. Bases 1 to 522 code for a protein of 173 amino acids. Lineage: Eukaryota; Fungi; Basidiomycota; Ustilaginomycetes; Ustilaginales; Ustilaginaceae. The record is from RefSeq and is a predicted model, not a curated record. The transcript has a single exon. Gene Ontology annotation, biological process: translation. Gene Ontology annotation, molecular function: structural constituent of ribosome.
AUGUCGUCCAGGCUCACGGAAUUCAUGGUGAUCGGUCGCCACCUUCCCACCGAGAAGGAGCCGACCCCUAAGCUCUACCGGAUGAGGAUCUUUGCCAAGAACGAGGUCCACGCCGAGUCCCGCUUCUGGUACUUCGUGCGCCAGCUCAGGAAGAUGAAGCGUGCCACUGGCGAGAUUGUCGCCGUCCACGCCAUCCACGAGAAGAAGCCGCUCAAGGUCAAGAACUUUGGCAUCUGGCUGCGAUACAACUCGCGCUCGGGCACCCACAACAUGUACAAGGAGUACCGUGGCCUCUCGCGCGCCGAGGCCGUCGAGUCGAUGUACCAGGACAUGGCCGCCCGCCACCGCGCCCGCUUUGCCUCGAUCCACAUCCUCAAGGUCGCCGAGAUUGAGAAGACCGAGGACAUCCGCCGCCCCUACAUCAAGCAGCUCCUCGCCCCCAAGCUCCGCUUCCCCCUCCCCCACCGCCGCCCCGCUCACAAGGGCGUCUUCGCUGCCCAGCGCCCCUCGACCUUCUACUAA